AUGAAUAAUAUCAAUGAUGAUGAUGAUGAUGAUGAUGAUGAUGAUGAUGAUGAUGAUGAUGAUGAUGAUGAUGAUGAUGAUGAUGAUGAUGAUGAUGAUGAUGAUGAUGAUGAUGAUGAUGAUGAUGAUGAUGAUGAUGAUGAUGAUGAUGAUGAUGAUGAUGAUGAUGAUGAUGAUGAUGAUUAUGAUGAUGAUGAUGAUGAUGAUGAUGAUGAUGAUGAUGAUGAUGAUGAUGAUGAUGAUGAUGAUGAUGAUGAUGAUGAUGAUGAUGAUGAUGAUGAUGAUGAUGAUGAUGAUGAUGAUGAUGAUGAUGAUGAUGAUGAUGAUGAUGAUGAUGAUGAUGAUGAUGAUGAUGAUGAUGAUGAUGAUGAUGAUGAUGAUGAUGAUGAUGAUGAUGAUGAUGAUGAUGAUGAUGAUGAUGAUGAUGAUGAUGAUGAUGAUGAUGAUGAUGAUGAUGAUGAUGAUGAUGAUGAUGAUGAUGAUGAUGAUGAUGAUGAUGAUGAUGAUGAUGAUGAUGAUGAUGAUGAUGAUGAUGAUGAUGAUGAUGAUGAUGAUGAUGAUGAUGAUGAUGAUGAUGAUGAUGAUGAUGAUGAUGAUGAUGAUGAUGAUGAUGAUGAUGAUGAUGAUGAUGAUGAUGAUGAUGAUGAUGAUGAUGAUGAUGAUGAUGAUGAUGAUGAUGAUGAUGAUGAUGAUGAUGAUGAUGAUGAUGAUGAUGAUGAUGAUGAUGAUGAUGAUGAUGAUGAUGAUGAUGAUGAUGAUGAUGAUGAUGAUGAUGAUGAUGAUGAUGAUGAUGAUGAUGAUGAUGAUGAUGAUGAUGAUGAUGAUGAUGAUGAUGAUGAUGAUGAUGAUGAUGAUGAUGAUGAUGAUGAUGAUGAUGAUGAUGAUGAUGAUGAUGAUGAUGAUGAUGAUGAUGAUGAUGAUGAUGAUGAUGAUGAUGAUGAUGAUGAUGAUGAUGAUGAUGAUGAUGAUGAUGAUGAUGAUGAUGAUGAUGAUGAUGAUGAUGAUGAUGAUGAUGAUGAUGAUGAUGAUGAUGAUGAUGAUGAUGAUGAUGAUGAUGAUGAUGAUGAUGAUGAUGAUGAUGAUGAUGAUGAUGAUGAUGAUGAUGAUGAUGAUGAUGAUGAUGAUGAUGAUGAUGAUGAUGAUGAUGAUGAUGAUGAUGAUGAUGAUGAUGAUGAUGAUGAUGAUGAUGAUGAUGAUGAUGAUGAUGAUGAUGAUGAUGAUGAUGAUGAUGAUGAUGAUGAUGAUGAUGAUGAUGAUGAUGAUGAUGAUGAUGAUGAUGAUGAUGAUGAUGAUGAUGAUGAUGAUGAUGAUGAUGAUGAUGAUGAUGAUGAUGAUGAUUAUGAUGAUGAUGAUGAUGAUGAUGAUGAUGAUGAUGAUGAUGAUGAUGAUGAUGAUGAUGAUGAUGAUGAUGAUGAUGAUGAUGAUGAUGAUGAUGAUGAUGAUGAUGAUGAUGAUGAUGAUGAUGAUGAUGAUGAUGAUGAUGAUGAUGAUGAUGAUGAUGAUGAUGAUGAUGAUGAUGAUGAUGAUGAUGAUGAUGAUGAUGAUGAUGAUGAUGAUGAUGAUGAUGAUGAUGAUGAUGAUGAUGAUGAUGAUGAUGAUGAUGAUGAUGAUGAUGAUGAUGAUGAUGAUGAUGAUGAUGAUGAUGAUGAUGAUGAUGAUGAUGAUGAUGAUGAUGAUGAUGAUGAUGAUGAUGAUGAUGAUGAUGAUGAUGAUGAUGAUGAUGAUGAUGAUGAUGAUGAUGAUGAUGAUGAUGAUGAUGAUGAUGAUGAUGAUGAUGAUGAUGAUGAUGAUGAUGAUGAUGAUGAUGAUGAUGAUGAUGAUGAUGAUGAUGAUGAUGAUGAUGAUGAUGAUGAUGAUGAUGAUGAUGAUGAUGAUGAUGAUGAUGAUGAUGAUGAUGAUGAUGAUGAUGAUGAUGAUGAUGAUGAUGAUGAUGAUGAUGAUGAUGAUGAUGAUGAUGAUGAUGAUGAUGAUGAUGAUGAUGAUGAUGAUGAUGAUGAUGAUGAUGAUGAUGAUGAUGAUGAUGAUGAUGAUGAUGAUGAUGAUGAUGAUGAUGAUGAUGAUGAUGAUGAUGAUGAUGAUGAUGAUGAUGAUGAUGAUGAUGAUGAUGAUGAUGAUGAUGAUGAUGAUGAUGAUGAUGAUGAUGAUGAUGAUGAUGAUGAUGAUGAUGAUGAUGAUGAUGAUGAUGAUGAUGAUGAUGAUGAUGAUGAUGAUGAUGAUGAUGAUGAUGAUGAUGAUGAUGAUGAUGAUGAUGAUUAUGAUGAUGAUGAUGAUGAUGAUGAUGAUGAUGAUGAUGAUGAUGAUGAUGAUGAUGAUGAUGAUGAUGAUGAUGAUGAUGAUGAUGAUGAUGAUGAUGAUGAUGAUGAUGAUGAUGAUGAUGAUGAUGAUGAUGAUGAUGAUGAUGAUGAUGAUGAUGAUGAUGAUGAUGAUGAUGAUGAUGAUGAUGAUGAUGAUGAUGAUGAUGAUGAUGAUGAUGAUGAUGAUGAUGAUGAUGAUGACUUGUGA
This is a messenger RNA of Schistosoma bovis, 2502 nucleotides long. Lineage: Eukaryota; Metazoa; Platyhelminthes; Trematoda; Strigeidida; Schistosomatidae. The record is from the annotation of a GenBank genome assembly.